GACUGGCCCCUUCAUGAACUGUGACUCUGAGGUCCCUGCUCCCACUCGCGGGUUAACAGGGGUCCCGGGCUAGGGGGCACAACAUGGGCAGCCCCCAGAGCAGCUCCCUGCAGCUUGGACCGUCUGCACCUUUCCCAAGGCCCUGAGUCUUCAGCCUCCAGGCUUAUUGAGGUCAGGAGUGAGAGCUGUGCUGUGGGAGGCUACCUGGACUGCAGCCUGCAAGUAUGGCGCUGCUGAAAGUCAAGUUUGACCAGAAGAAGCGGGUCAAGUUGGCCCAAGGGCUCUGGCUCAUGAACUGGUUCUCCGUGUUGGCUGGCAUCAUCAUCUUCGGCUUAGGGCUGUUCCUAAAGAUUGAACUCCGGAAGAGAAGCGAUGUGAUGAACAAUUCUGAGAGCCAUUUUGUGCCCAAUUCGUUGAUCGGGGUGGGGGUGCUAUCCUGUGUCUUCAAUUCUCUGGCUGGCAAGAUCUGUUAUGAUGCCCUGGACCCUGCCAAGUACGCCAAGUGGAAGCCCUGGCUGAAGCCGUACCUGGCCGUGUGUGUCCUCUUCAACGUGACCCUCUUCCUGGUGGCCCUCUGCUGCUUCCUCCUGCGGGGCUCGCUGGAGAGCACGCUGGCCCAUGGGCUCAAGAAUGGCAUGAAGUUCUACCGGGACACGGACACCCCGGGCCGGUGUUUCAUGAAGAAGACCAUCGACAUGCUGCAGAUUGAGUUCAAGUGCUGUGGCAACAACGGCUUUCGGGACUGGUUUGAGAUUCAGUGGAUCAGCAACCGCUAUCUGGAUUUUUCCUCCAAAGAAGUCAAAGAUCGCAUCAAGAGCAACGUGGAUGGGCGGUACCUGGUGGACGGCGUCCCCUUCAGCUGCUGCAACCCCAACUCACCGCGGCCCUGCAUCCAGUACCAGCUCACCAACAACUCUGCGCACUACAGCUAUGACCACCAGACGGAAGAGCUCAACCUGUGGCUGCGUGGCUGCAGGGCCGCCCUGCUGAGCUACUACAGCAACCUCAUGAACACCAUAGGCGCUGUGACCCUCCUUGUCUGGCUCUUUGAGGCGACCGUCACCGUUGGGCUGCGCUACCUGCACACGGCGCUGGAAGGCAUGGCCAACCCCGAGGACCCUGAGUGCGAGAGUGAGGGCUGGCUUCUGGAGAAGAGCGUGCCGGAGACCUGGAAGGCCUUUCUGGAGAGCGUGAAGAAGCUGGGCCAGGGUAACCAGGUGGAAGCCGAGGGCGAGGACGCAGGCCAGGCCCCGGCAGCAGGCUGACGGCCCUUCGGCCCCCUCCCCUCUCAACACUGAGAAGUAGUGGACUCCAGGAACCUCGGAUACCCCCGAUCCCGUCAGACUCUCCCAAAGAGGGCGGCCGUCUCACAGAGGCUCUUCUGGAUGGUGGGAUUUAAUAUUCAGGGCCCCUAAAAACCUCAGUUGAAUGAACGUCUCAAACUGUGAGUGCAUGAGUCCUGCUCAGCCCCACUGCCCUAGGACGCACCCUCACGGUGGACUCAUGGAGGGCCUCUCAGCAGAUGAGUCUUCAGUCACA
This is a messenger RNA of Cervus elaphus (red deer), 1539 nucleotides long. RefSeq names its product peripherin 2 (gene PRPH2). Gene Ontology annotation, biological process: visual perception. Gene Ontology annotation, cellular component: membrane. The coding region runs from base 225 to 1265 and encodes 346 amino acids. NCBI's taxonomy places the organism in Eukaryota, Metazoa, Chordata, Mammalia, Artiodactyla, Cervidae. The transcript is spliced from 3 exons. The record is from RefSeq and is a predicted model, not a curated record.